AUACGAACCCACAAACUUCAGAGCCUGUGAACCAAAAACAGUUUCACAACAAUGGCGGAUUCAGAGAACCCAAAUGUCAUGCCAAAGCUCAUAACAUUUCUCUCUUCUCUUCUCCAAAAAGUGUCUGAAUUGAACGAUCUCAACCGUGGAUUCCAGCCCCAGACAAUCUCAGUCUUCCAUGGCCUGACUCCGCCUACCAUCUCAAUUCAAAGCUACCUAGAGCGAAUCUUCAAGUAUGCAAAUUGUAGCCCUUCUUGUUUCAUUGUUGCUUACGUUUAUCUUGAUCGCUUUGCUCAAAGGCAACCCUCUUUGCCUAUCAAUUCCUUCAACGUUCAUCGCCUACUAAUCACAAGUGUCAUGGUGGCUGCAAAAUUCAUGGAUGAUAUGUACUACAACAAUGCUUACUACGCAAAAGUUGGAGGAAUCAGCACAACAGAAAUGAACUUUCUUGAAGUCGAUUUCCUGUUUGGUUUGGGGUUUCGAUUGAAUGUGACACCCACAACCUUCCAUACCUAUUGCUCAUACCUUCAAAGAGAGAUGUUAAUGCAGCAGCCUCCUCUUAAUCCAGAAGCUGAGUCUUCUCUAAAUCUAGGAAGAUCACUAAAAGUUCACUUGUGUUUGAUCAAUCAUGAUCAGAAUGAAGUACCUUCCCAUCAUCAAAAUCAACAACUAGCUAUUUAAUCUCAUGUAUAAUGCACAUCUCUUGAUGAUCAUGUAGUUGGAAAGAACCUCUCUUUGUUUUUCUUUAGAUCUCUGUCUGGGCUUUUGGAUUUUGGAAGUUAGUUGGGUAUGUACAGAUGGGACUUUCGUCUUUACA
Messenger RNA from Carya illinoinensis, 817 nucleotides. Its product is annotated as cyclin-U4-1-like. The record is from RefSeq and is a predicted model, not a curated record. NCBI's taxonomy places the organism in Eukaryota, Viridiplantae, Streptophyta, Magnoliopsida, Fagales, Juglandaceae. Gene Ontology annotation, molecular function: protein kinase binding. Gene Ontology annotation, biological process: regulation of cyclin-dependent protein serine/threonine kinase activity. The transcript has 2 exons. Bases 52 to 681 code for a protein of 209 amino acids.